AUCAGGACUGGGAGUCAGUAAGAGUGGUUGUCGUAAAAGCUGAUCUAUCACUCAUACCAUGUCCACCCAAGUCUCACUUCCAGCCAUCAUGGUGACAAAAUCAGGCUCUAGCCCCAGCCUCCAACCUGCCGACUCCACGACCAACGACCCGGGCUGCAAAACCCCGAGCAACCCCGCUCUCUUGCGGCUCCCAACCAGUCAAAUCUUGGUUGCCUCACUCCGGAGGCGCUCCCUGGCCGGGCCUCUGUUCACCACGCCCUUCAGUGGCAGAGUCUACAGCGGCUUCCCCAGGCGGCCGUCAGCCAGCUCCUCUCUCAUGCCCAUGGGACUCGUGCCGCAGAUUGCAGUCGAGGAUUGCGAUGACCAGAGAAAAAAGAGAUUUAGAUCCAUUGAAGUCGGGUCAUCAUGGGACAGCUUACAACAUUCGGAAGAAAUCCGCCGGACCGGUAUACGCAUGUGCACUGGAGAUGCUCCUUUGCUGCAACUCGAAAGCUCUCCUGGAGUUGAUGAAGUCAUGGUAGACUACUCAACCCCGUUCCCGUCUGCCAUUCACACAUCAAAGAAACCGUCCAAGCGGCCGUCUUUUAAGGCAUCGCCAUUUACGUCCAUUUCUCCGGUAAUGCGUCUGGCUUCUAAGGAAACCAAUGUCAUUUCUGAUAAAUACUGGACGGAGAAUACCCUGGAUGUAAGGCCUCGUGCACCGCUGAGUGCUUCCAUGAGAGCGCAUGCCGGAAGUGUUGAUGACGUCACAUCAACGUCUGCGGAAAUUACUGACGGGGUCAGCAUGAAGGACAUCCAGGACUCCAGCAGACGACAGAAACAAAGAAGCUCAUCAUCUGACGCGACGCGCCCCGUCCAUAUAAUAACAUGUGACUGUGGCAGAGUUCUCCACUUAAGAUGUACGAACCAGCCAUUGGAAAUAACAUCGUACAGUGACUGCCUCAGUGCACUCGAGGCGUCGCCACUUCCUCCUCUCCAAAUCUCGCUGACGGUUCCAAGUCAAGGCCACAAGUUCAAACCUAUAUCUGAAGUAAUCGACGCUGUACUAAAUACUACGGACGAGGGUGCCCAAUUGAAAGGCUGCAAAGAUCUCGGGUAUUACGCUGAUGAAUCCACGGUUGAAGUUAUUCUCAAACGCAAGGACGCCAUCAUCACUUUGAUCAGCGCCCUCAAUGAGAACUGGGAGAGUGUGACAGUCAUGAAGGAAGCAGUGUUGUCGUUGCUCAAGUUUGCGCACACAUCAGCGGCGGGUUGCCGAUACAUUUUAGAGAACGGAGGUUUUGAGGCUCUGCUCAAGGUCAUCAAACAGGACGUAAGUGACCUUGACCUUGACCUUGUAAGUCUCGCCUGCAAGACCAUGAUCUUUGUUUCGAACGGGUUUCAUUGUGAGGAAGAUGACAUGGCCAUCAGCGAAGAGGACAUUUCAGGCCUACUUAAACUGUUAGAGAAUUACCCAAAGGAUGCUGAUAUUCAUUGCUAUGUGAGCGACUUGAUGGGUAUAUGUAUUCAGCAAGUUGAAACCGACGCCAUUUUACACGUGAUCCUUCAAUCUCUUCUGAAGAGUUUGAAAAGCUUCCCAGCAAAUAUCUCUGUGAUCACCAAGGCGUGUCUGACAUUAGGCAGCAUGGCAAGCACAGUAUGCAUGAGCAUCGCAUCGCAUGAUGACUUUGGUACAGUUGAAACUGUCCUGGAGGCGACCAUUCGCCAUUUUGAAGACCCCACUGUGCAGGAAUGUGGGCUCUGGGCGCUCUCGUGCAUCACACAGGAAUGCGAACCCUGCUGCAGUCAUUUCCAUGAACUCACCGGGCUGUCGCACGUGCUGAAGGUCAUGAAGUACUACCCUGAAGACGAGCAGAUCCAAGAGUACUGCGCAUGGAUUGUGGGCAACUCAAUGAGGCAUUUACCAGCCGCCAUCUUGCCGCUCAUGUCUGAUACUCACGUGGUCCAGUUGCUCGUCAACGCGAUGACCAAUCAUGAAGAGAACUUCCACAUGUUCACACAGAUAGCCUUUGUCAUAGAGCAGGCCGCGGCGAACAGCGAUACAUCGAAGCAACUUUUCUUUGAGUUGAAGGGGGUUGAAUGCUUGGUGGAGGGCAUGGCCAUGUUUCAGGAGAGCAGGACCUAUCAGGAGAAUGCUAUCAGUGCGCUGGGGAACCUCGCUCUUGACGAGCAUCUCCGUACAUUAAUCCCACAAGAGGGCGCUGUGCCAGCCAUUGUUGACACCAUGCUGAGAUUUGAAAUGUCUGAAUCCAUUCAGCUGUAUGGAUGCAGUGCAUUGGCUAAUAUUGCUCACCGGGUCACAAACAACAAGAUGUUUAUUGUCAACAAUAAUGGCGUCCAAGCUCUCGUGAACUGCAUCAGGAACUUCAAGGAGAAGCGAGAACUGGUCGUGGGGGCUCUUGGGGCUAUGGCCAACAUCUCUGGACAUGAGGUGUCCAACCUCCGCCUGGUGGAGAGUUCCAGCAUCCCACACAUACUGGCUGCACUGAGGAAAUACCCGGAUGAUAAAACCGUAAUGCACCUCGCCUGUUCCAUUCUGGCCGACCUCGUCUGCGUUUCCGGCAUACCACCGGAGAUCCUGCUCCAGAUGACCGAGUCAAUGAUCACACACCACCACAGAGACGAGGACAAUGAACAACAAGCCCUGGCCACUGCUAUUUGCUUGGAUAAUCUGAAAUACUCAGGUUCGACCGGACUACAGGUGUUCAACCAGGUCCAGGGUCUCGAAGUCGUCCUAAAGUUGAUGCAACGACACCCCAAACACGUGGAGAUCUUGAAGAGUGGAUGUAGACUCAUCACCAUGUUAGUCUUGGAUGGACAUCCAGGCACUCCUGUCAUGGCUGAGGUCAUCAGUUAUGUCAUCAAGAACUUCUCCAACAAUGAAACCUUGGCGCUGUUGGCAUGUGGCGCCCUCUCUUAUCUCGCAGCUGGGGAUGGCUUUUCGACUUUGAAUCUCCUGCCUCACCUCCAGACCAUCAUGGACAUCCACACACAGAAUGAGCGGGUACAAGUGGUCGUCAUGUUGUCCAUCCGGAACAGACUGAUGCACAGACUGGUAUUAGAGGAUAUUGCAUCGACCUUGGUCGUGCAGAUUCUUGGAACGAUGAAGGAAUUCCCCGAGAACAGUGAGAUCCAGGUCAGCGGUUGUGAAAUUCUCGACAUCCUGACAAAGUCUGAAUCCGGCAAAGGAAAAUUGAAGAGUAGCAAUGCGACACCUCUCAUUGUAGAGACAAUGAAGAGGUUCGACAAACUACAACAGAUUCAAGAUAGUGGUAGUCAUAUGAUCAGUGCCUUGAGCGAUGAGUUCAACACCAGACUGUGAGAGACGACAAACAGAGUCGUAUCAUUCACCCUCCCAAAGUUAGCUUCCGAUCUUAAGACCAAAAUGA
Messenger RNA from Lineus longissimus, 3389 nucleotides. RefSeq lists its product as uncharacterized. The record is from RefSeq and is a predicted model, not a curated record. Bases 59 to 3322 code for a protein of 1087 amino acids. Gene Ontology annotation, molecular function: protein binding. The transcript is spliced from 22 exons. NCBI's taxonomy places the organism in Eukaryota, Metazoa, Nemertea, Pilidiophora, Heteronemertea, Lineidae.